AUGGGAACUCCAGAAACGUCUCGGGAGCCGUGCCCGGACAGAAUCCUGGACGACGCCGGCGGCGCGUUCGGGAUGGGCGUAGUCGGAGGAGGCGCGUACCACUUCCUCAAAGGACUCUACAACUCGCCCAAGGGCGCGCGUCUCUACGGCGGCGCGCAGGCACUCCGGAUGAACGCGCCGCGCGUGGGCGGGUCCUUCGCCGUGUGGGGCGGCGUUUUCUCCACCUUCGACUGCACGAUGGUGUACCUCCGCCAGAAAGAGGACCCCUGGAACUCGAUCCUCAGCGGCGCCGCCACCGGCGGGUUCCUCGCGAUGCGGCAGGGGAUGGGCGCGACGGCGAGGUCCGCCGCCAUGGGAGGCGUGCUGUUGGCGCUGAUCGAAGGCGCCGGGAUCAUGCUGACCACCGUGUUGGAGAAGAAUCAAAAUCAGGCGAUUAUGAUGGAGGACCCUGCUGCUGGUAUGACAGGUCUGCCUGGGCCUGAGGCGGAGGGAAGCUCCUCCUCCUCGGUUGGUUCGUGGUUGGGAGGGUGGUUUGGGAAAGGCAAAGAGGCUGAGGCGGCGGCGAGCAGCGGAAGCGAGACCACGAUUCUGGAGAGUUUCGAUGCGCCUCCGGUGCCGAGUUAUGACUACAAGUGAUGAUCUUGGUCAGUACUAUUGUAGGUGUAUCAUAUUGAAUUUUCGAUAUUAUAUUUCAAUGAUGUGUUUUGAAUUUUCACCGGGGAGAAUGAAAUGUUGGUUCUGGUUUGCUUUGGGAG
Fragaria vesca subsp. vesca is the source of this 755-nucleotide messenger RNA. Its product is annotated as mitochondrial import inner membrane translocase subunit TIM17-2-like. NCBI's taxonomy places the organism in Eukaryota, Viridiplantae, Streptophyta, Magnoliopsida, Rosales, Rosaceae. Gene Ontology annotation, biological process: protein import into mitochondrial matrix. The transcript has a single exon. Gene Ontology annotation, cellular component: mitochondrial inner membrane; TIM23 mitochondrial import inner membrane translocase complex. Gene Ontology annotation, molecular function: transmembrane protein transporter activity. Bases 1 to 636 code for a protein of 211 amino acids. The record is from RefSeq and is a predicted model, not a curated record.